This is a messenger RNA of Alternaria atra, 1164 nucleotides long. RefSeq lists its product as uncharacterized. The transcript has 2 exons. The record is from RefSeq and is a predicted model, not a curated record. Lineage: Eukaryota; Fungi; Ascomycota; Dothideomycetes; Pleosporales; Pleosporaceae. The coding region runs from base 1 to 1164 and encodes 387 amino acids.
AUGCAGCAGGAGAAUGAGCGCAUGAAGCUCAAAGAUGGUCGUACCUUGUCCUACGCCAUUUACGGCAGUCCAGUGCCCCAGAAGACAAUAGUUUUCAUGCAUGGUUGCCAAUCGUCGCGCUUUGAAGGCAAGCUAUGGCACUCGGCUUGCGCCCUACACAACGUCCGAAUAAUCGCACCCGAUCGUCCUGGCAGCGGCCUAUCAACCUUCCAAAUCAACCGCCGAAUCCUCGACUGGCCUGCCGAUGUGCUUGCCCUGACCGACCACCUCAAGAUCCAUAACUUCUAUUUACUGGGUGUAUCAGGAGGCGCGCCCUACGUACUGGCUUGCGUGAGGGAGGUAUCCAAGGACCGUUUGUUGGGCGCUAGCAUAGUCAGCGGCCUGUAUCCGGUCAAGUUGGGGACAGCGGGCAUGAUGCUACCUUCGCGCAUCGUUCUUUGGGCAGCGCCGUGGAUGACCGGUCUGACCACCGCCUUUUUCGACAGUACUAUGGGUAAGGCGAGCCGCAAUGACGACCCGAAAGUCCUAGAGGAGAUAAUUGCCAAGGAAAUCCAUAGUCGGCAUCCUAGCGACCAAGCAGCCAUCACAGACAGCACCAACUGGCCCAUCUACGUAGCCAUGACCAGAGAGUCGUUUUACCGAGGGAGCGAAGGCGCAAGCUGGGAGGCAAAAUUAAACGGCAGCGAUUGGGGCUUUGAGCUCGGACAACUGUACGUUGGGGAGAAUGGAAUGCCUCUUUCCUUGUGGCAUGGUCGGGAGGACCAGAACUGCCCCGCUGCAAUGGCCCAGAAGGCCAAGGACCUAUUACCGGGCAGCGUGCUCCAUUUAAAGGAGGGUGAGGGUCCGAUGAGCUACAUAUUCCGGGACGCUGAUAAGAUCUUGGGAGAUCUGAUGGGCGAGACGGAAAGUGAGGAGUACAUGAUGAACACCAAGCUGACUUCACAGGCCAUAUUCGUCAUCACCUACCUUCUCGGCCUUCUGGUCACCACCACCUCCAUCGCUUUCGCUGUCCCCACUGCCCCUAUUACCUCCGCCAUCUCCAAAUUCAAGACAAUGGCCCAAGUCAUGGACACCAAGCCCAUCAACAAGGCUACUGCAAACCUCUUCAAAAACGCCAACAGGGCAUACUUCCCAAUUGCACUCGUAGCCGCCCGCAACUGGUAG